CUCUUUCCGCCGGGUGGCGCGGCUCAAGAUGGCGGUGCAGAUCUCCAAGAAGCGCAAGUUUGUCGCUGAUGGCAUCUUCAAAGCUGAACUGAAUGAGUUUCUGACUCGUGAACUGGCUGAAGAUGGGUACUCUGGAGUAGAAGUCCGGGUCACUCCAACCAGGACUGAGAUUAUCAUACUUGCCACCAGAACCCAGAAUGUGCUGGGUGAAAAGGGACGCCGCAUCCGGGAGCUGACGGCUGUUGUGCAGAAGAGGUUUGGCUUCCCUGAGGGAAGUGUCGAGCUCUAUGCCGAGAAGGUGGCCACCAGAGGUCUGUGUGCCAUCGCCCAGGCAGAGUCCCUGAGGUACAAGCUUCUGGGAGGCUUAGCAGUGCGUCGGGCCUGCUACGGUGUCCUCCGCUUCAUCAUGGAGAGCGGUGCCAAGGGCUGUGAGGUGGUUGUGUCUGGCAAACUCAGGGGUCAGCGUGCCAAGUCCAUGAAGUUUGUGGAUGGUUUGAUGAUCCACAGUGGAGACCCAGUGAAUUACUACGUCGACACAGCUGUGCGUCACGUCCUGCUCCGGCAAGGUGUACUUGGAAUCAAAGUAAAAAUUAUGUUGCCAUGGGACCCAAGUGGAAAGAUUGGCCCCAAAAAGCCUCUUCCAGAUCAUGUCAGCAUUGUGGAACCCAAAGAAGAGAUCUUGCCCACCACCCCCAUUUCAGAGCAGAAGGGUGGCAAACCAGAACAGCCAGCCAUGCCGCAGCCAGUUCCCACUGCCUGAGAGGGUUUACAACAUCUGCAACCAGAAGCUUGGCUGUCCUGAAAACAUCUCUUAAUAAAAUCACAAAAGACAGUGUUUGUGGAGGUGCUUUUUUUUUGCAAGGUAUAUUCAGGAAGAGCCUGAAUCUUUGGUAUGGAAGGAAUUUCUUUGCAUUUCUUUCAGCUUGUGUUACCUUUUGAAGUGAACUUAGCAGAUCCUAAUCUAAACAGAGUGGGGACAAGAUGCUGAUUUCUAGAGAGAUGUCUGGAGUCCUCUGACAGUUACACAGCAGGCUUUCUGUGAGGUUUCCAGGAGGGGAGCUGGUUUAGCAAUGUCCAAAGGAGUUGCAAUCUUUCAGGCUAAACUUAAAGUAUUACUGUAUUUUCUAUUAAAUGCUUUUGUCACCUCUGUACUUCAGUUUUCCGUACCACUGA
Molecule: messenger RNA, 1173 nt
Organism: Gallus gallus (chicken)
Lineage: Eukaryota; Metazoa; Chordata; Aves; Galliformes; Phasianidae
Gene: RPS3
Product: ribosomal protein S3
Exons: 7
Coding region: 29-760 (243 amino acids)
Biological process (GO): translation; positive regulation of apoptotic signaling pathway
Cellular component (GO): cytosolic small ribosomal subunit; nucleus
Molecular function (GO): RNA binding; structural constituent of ribosome
Source: RefSeq, marked validated